Messenger RNA from Ochotona princeps (American pika), 893 nucleotides. It is a transcript of the gene BIK, whose product is annotated as BCL2 interacting killer. The record is from RefSeq and is a predicted model, not a curated record. Lineage: Eukaryota; Metazoa; Chordata; Mammalia; Lagomorpha; Ochotonidae. Bases 1 to 519 code for a protein of 172 amino acids. Gene Ontology annotation, biological process: apoptotic process; male gonad development; regulation of apoptotic process. The transcript has 5 exons.
AUGGUGAACAGUGACCCCUUGCAGGCAGACUUUGAGGAGCAGGCCGUGGAGGCUGCCACGUGCAGGUGGCUGUGGCACAGAGCCCACGCAGAGAUGUCUGAAGUCAGACCUGGCUCCAGGGACCUCCAGGAAGAACAGGUGCCAGAACUGUCCUCGACAGAAAUUCCCGGCCUGACCCGCCCCACGGAGGACGGGGACGCCACGGUGGACCUGGACCUCAUGGAGUGCCUGGAGCACAGUAACCGAGUGGCCCUGAGGCUGGCCCGCAUCGGGGAUGAGAUGGAUGUGCGUGUGCGGGGCCCCCGGCUGGCCCAGCUGCCCGGGAUGGCCAUGCACAGCCUGGCCCUCACCUACAGCCGGAGGGGCGUCAGGGGUGUGGCCGCAAGCCUGGCACUCCGUCUCGCCAGCCUCCUGAGGUUCCGGAGUCGCCGUGGGGCUCCCAGUCCCUGGGCGUCCCUGGAGCCGAUGCCCCUGCUGCUGCUGUUGCUGGGUGGGGGGCUGCUGCUGCUCUUGCAGUGAGCCUCCCGGAGGGGCAGGGCUGGCCCCUGUCCUACGCCAAGUGGGGGGCCACGCGGGGCCCUUGGCUGCCUUGUUGUCUUUUUAACUGUUGCCUGAUGACACGAUUUUGUAUUUAAACUCCAGACAGUGCUGGGUCACUGCCGAGCUUUCCUUCUCCAGUUUUUUUUUCGGUUUUUUAAGAGAAAAUGAACUCCUUAUACUUUGGGUGCGUUACUGGCUAACCACCCACUGUCUUGGCACCCCUGGCCUGCUCGGGAGCGGUCUGCGGCAGGGGGGAGUGCUGGCCACACCCCCGUCUGUGCCUUUUGGGACAGAGAAUCUACUGGACUAGAUCUCUACGGGGCUGGGAGGGCUUAAUAAAACAUUGGUUUCCA